CGGAGCGGCCUGCAAGAGCCCAGGGGACAGCGGCUAGGAGCUUGGACCGCCCAGAGGUCCCGCCCGACGUCCGCCAGCUCAGUACAAAGGCAGUUUUUGGUUCGACGCAAACAGACCCCGGGCCGGGGUUUUCCUCGAAAGCCCUCGCCCCCGCCCUUGGCUUCGGAGGACAAAGAGCACCGGACGGAGCUACACCCUGGGGGCUCUGGGACAGGCCAUGGUCAUGGAAGUGGGCUCCCUGGACGCCGGAAGCCUGCGGACGCUGCUGCGGGAGCGCGCGGCGCACUGCCUGCUGCUCGACUGCCGCUCGUUCUUUGCUUUCAACGCCGGCCACGUUGCCGGCUCGGUCAACGUGCGCUUCAGCACCAUCGUGCGGCGCCGGGCCAAGGGCGCCAUGGGCCUGGAGCACAUCGUGCCCAACUCGGAGCUGCGGGGCCGCCUGCUGGCCGGCGCCUACCACGCCGUGGUGCUGCUGGACGAGCGCAGUGCCGCCCUGGACUGCGCCAAGCGCGACAGCACCGUGGCCCUGGCCGCGGGCGCGCUCUGCCGGGAGGCGCGAGCCACACAAGUCUUCUUCCUCCAAGGAGGAUAUGAAGCAUUCUCGGCUUCCUGCCCGGAGCUGUGCAGCAAACAGCCGACCCCCAUGGGGCUCAGCCUCCCUCUGAGUACUAGUGUGCCUGACAGCGCUGAUUCAGGGUGCAGUUCUUGCAGCACCCCGCUCUACGAUCAGGGUGGCCCAGUGGAGAUCCUGCCCUUCCUGUACCUGGGCAGCGCCUAUCACGCCUCCCGCAAGGACAUGCUGGAUGCCUUGGGCAUCACUGCCUUGAUCAAUGUCUCCGCCAAUUGUCCUAACCAUUUCGAGGGCCACUACCAAUAUAAGAGCAUCCCGGUGGAGGACAACCACAAGGCGGACAUCAGCUCCUGGUUCAACGAGGCCAUCGACUUCAUAGAUUCCAUCAAGAACGCUGGCGGAAGGGUGUUCGUCCACUGCCAGGCAGGCAUUUCCCGGUCAGCGACCAUCUGCCUGGCUUACCUCAUGAGGACUAACCGAGUCAAGCUGGACGAGGCCUUUGAGUUUGUGAAGCAGCGGAGGAGCAUCAUCUCCCCUAACUUCAGCUUCAUGGGCCAGCUGUUGCAAUUCGAAUCCCAAGUCCUGGCCCCACACUGCUCGGCUGAGGCUGGGAGCCCUGCCAUGGCUGUGCUCGACCGAGGCACCUCCACCACCACUGUCUUCAACUUCCCCGUCUCCAUCCCUGUCCACUCCACGAACAGUGCCUUGAGCUACCUACAGAGCCCCAUCACGACCUCUCCCAGCUGCUGAAAAGCCACGGGAGGUGAUCCCAGGACACCCGGCUGUCCUCCAGGCAGAGGAAGAAAGGCACUAACUCCUCCAGGAAGGGGACUUGGGAGGGCUGGCCCCUAUUUAUUUAAUUUCACUCGACUGGCUUCCACUGGGUUCCUAAACAGCCACAAGGGUGAUGACUUCGAGGCAAGGCCAUUACUGACCUCAGCGAAUUCAGGGCCAAUCUACUGUGGGUACAUCAAUCCCUCUGACACAAAGGGACAGAAGAGAAAGGACUGUACACGAGCCGGUUUCUUUUUGCUUGUCCCUGUUUUUUUUCUUUUGUAGCCACUCUUCAUGCUUGACAUACCUAACCAGUAUUACCAUUCCUGACGACACAUAUACACAUGAGAAUAUACCUUAUUUAUUUUUGUGUAGGUGAUCUGCCUUCACAAUGUCAGCGUCUACUCUUAGAGAAACCAAAUACCUCAAUUUUUGUGUUCUAAGUACUGUAACAUCCUGUAAAUAGAUCCGAAGCAGGUUUGUUUUCGUCACUGAUAGGAAACAUCAGUGUUGUUCUGUUUCGUUUUUUUAGUUGCCAACAGUUGUAUGUUUGCUGAUUAUUUAUGACCUGAAAUAAUAUAUUUCUUCUUCUAAGAAGACAUUUUAUUACAUAAGAAUGACCUUUUUUAUACAACAGAAUAAAUUAUACUAUUUCUAUUGAA
Echinops telfairi (small Madagascar hedgehog) is the source of this 2007-nucleotide messenger RNA. It is a transcript of the gene DUSP1, whose product is annotated as dual specificity phosphatase 1. Gene Ontology annotation, molecular function: MAP kinase tyrosine/serine/threonine phosphatase activity; protein tyrosine/threonine phosphatase activity. Lineage: Eukaryota; Metazoa; Chordata; Mammalia; Afrosoricida; Tenrecidae. Gene Ontology annotation, cellular component: nucleus; cytoplasm. Gene Ontology annotation, biological process: endoderm formation; negative regulation of p38MAPK cascade; protein dephosphorylation. Bases 218 to 1321 code for a protein of 367 amino acids. The transcript has 4 exons. The record is from RefSeq and is a predicted model, not a curated record.